Messenger RNA from Sungouiella intermedia, 1986 nucleotides. The record is from the annotation of a GenBank genome assembly. NCBI's taxonomy places the organism in Eukaryota, Fungi, Ascomycota, Pichiomycetes, Serinales, Metschnikowiaceae.
AUGGAGCUGGAGUCACUUCAGUCACCCAAAAGGGUGAAAAUAGAUCCCUCAAGUCCUUCCGCUGACUCGUUCCUCGAAACUGCAGGCGUGUCACCACAUCCACCAGCUGGAAAUGAAACACUCAUUUCUGUCAAGCCAGAACUGUCCGACUUGGUUGAAGUGACACCUGAAAUCGAAUUUUCUGCUUCUUCUGCACCCAAAUUUAUGCCUAGUGAUGUCAAACUGGCAUCAGGUGGCUCAAUUCCACAUGGCUCAGUACCCUACAAUGCGGAUAUGAAAAGUACCAGUAAAGUAGCUACAACUCCACCCCUCAGCAUACUGGUAGAGUCCACAAAAACUGCGAAUGGAGGCCUGGUGGCAAAGAGCACACAGGUACAUUCCCGGCUUGUCCUUUUGGCGGGAAAGUGCAUGAACAGACACAUCAUCGAGCAUUUAGGAAGUCUUCGCCUACUAAAAAACAUACCCAUUACACAAGUCUCCGUGGACCAAGCAGAGAAAUUUGAGUUUGCCACCUACACGCAUAUUAACAUAUGCAUUGAGUACGACGAGAAUUUUGUGGAAGGUGUUAAAUAUAUUUGCCGUCUCUUCACCACCCACAGAAGUCUUUUUGAAGGUGCCCAUGAAGUGGGUUAUCACAUUGUAUUUAACCAAAACAAGAAAUGGGCCGAUUAUAGAGAGGAUGAGAAGAGCGAAUACAACGAAUUUCUUCGAAGUUUGAACAUCUGUUGCGGCGAGAAAGUGACACAGUGCUCGGUGGUUGGAAAAUAUGACUCCAGCACAAUCUACAUCACCGAAAAGGAUGAGUUGGUGAAUUUGGGAAAGGAGAUCUCAGAAGAUGUUGUCAUUUGGAAAAACCUUAAAGUGUGCGAUUAUGCAGAAAACUGUAUUCGGUUUCUUCCUGGUGUGAGAUUCCCAGAAUCUUUACAAGUUUUGAACAUCGGAGGCGGGUCCUCUCUUGAGACGCUCACGGGCUUCAAGAUGCCCACACAACUCAAGGCGUUAAAUGCUUCCAAGGGAGUCAUCACAUCCAUCGACUACGUUUCGUUUCCGCCAAUGCUUGAACGCCUUGACCUUCUGCAAAACAAAAUUUUUUUCUUGAACUAUGUGGAUCUUCCACCGCACCUUCUAGCUCUUGACUUGUCUCAGAAUAGCAUUGACAGCUUAAAGAGCAUCAACUUCCCUAGAAACUUGAAGCAUCUUUCGGUUUCGAACAAUCCAAUAGAAUGUAUUAAAGGUGCCAAGUUCCCCGAAACGGUGGAAUACUUGGAUCUCUCGUGCAUACCCAACGAGUCAAUGACAGGAAUCAAGUUUCCUGAUCUGACUAUUUGGCUCAAUCUCCAACAGUCCAUGACAAACACUAGAGGCUUGAAGCUUCCACCUUAUGUCUUGGAAUUGAAUUUGGCAUGCAAUGGAGUCAACAGCAUCAAUCCUCUCAAGCUUCCAAAUCUGAUCCAGAAGUUGUAUUUGGCUCACAACAAUAUCAAAACUUUAAACAAGGUGGUGUUUCCUACGGCGUUAAAGGAGCUAUAUUUGGGAAACAACUUGAUCACCACAUUGAAGAAUGUGCUGCUCCCUCCCACCCUUGAGGUUUUAGACUUAGAAAUGGAUCCCUAUGCGGAAGAUAAUGAGAAAUACAUUACAUCGCUAAAGGACGUGAUUUUGCCUGUUAACUUGCGUGUUUUGCGCUUGGGAUACCAUCUGAUUAAAGCAAUCGAGUCUAUGGAGUUCCCUUUCCAUUUACAAGAGUUAAAUCUCGCGUACAACGACCUACGGGUACUUAGGAAUGUGAGGUUUGGUCCCAAAUUAAAAGUUCUCGAUCUCAGUGGUAACCAAGACCUCAUCAGUAUCGACAAUGUGCAUUUCCCAGAAUCGCUCGUCGAUCUUAAGAUCCCCUCGCUUCUCCUCAACAACCUCCCUGCUACAAUCAUUGAGCGUGCCAACAAGCACGAAUUAUCACUCACCAAGUCGUUGCCAUACACCAUAUAG